GGGGACGGCACGACCGUCGCCCGGCACACGCACCAGGCCCCGGUGCCGACACACGCGCCGGCCGUGUCCUCCUCCUUCAACCAGCCCCCCUCGUCGGCCACCAUUGUGCCGCCAUCGGCGCUCGCUCGCGCCACCGCUGUCGCUAACAGCACCCCUGCCUCCCCGUCGACCGCCGCCACCGCGAACAGCCGGCCGCCUCACCUCGCCCUGAGCCGCGUCGCUCUCCAGUCGGCGGGGUACACCUCCGAGCCAAGCUCCCCCCUAUCGCCUCUAGCGCGGACUUCGUCGGUCGGCUCCCUCGGGCUGACCCUCUCGCCAUCCACCCCGAUGGAGCACCAGUACCAGCUUCAGCAGCAGCCAAGUGCCGGCCACCCUGGCGAUCCGUCCGGGGCGCCGCCCUUCGCACCGGGAGCCCCUUUCCUGGAUCCGUCACUUGUCUCGCCACCGCCGCCGCCUUUGGACCCGGGGCAUUUCGAUCCCGAGGCCCUGUCCCUGCAGUUCCAUGGCCCACCCAACCCGUUCUACAUUUCGGCGCGGCAUCUGAACUCCGCCGAGCCGGACUACUCGGCCUCCAAGCAUCUGGACAACUGGCGCCUGCGCGAGCGCAUUCGCACGGCCGGCGCGGCGCUUGUGGUCUGCCUAAACAUCGGCGUUGACCCGCCGGAUGUCCUCCGGACGACCCCCUGCGCGCGUCUCCAGUGCUGGACCGAUCCCUUCGAUGCAACCCCCCCGAAGGCUCUCGAGAAGAUUGGCAAGGCACUGAAUCUGCAGUAUGAGCGCCUCCAGCCCAAGGCCAAAUACAAGCUCUGCAUGGACUCGACGAUUGAGGAUGUCCGCAAAGUGUGCCUCCAACUGCGCAAGGGCUUCCGCGAGGAUCGACUCCUUUUCCACUACAACGGCCAUGGCGUGCCGCGGCCGACGCAAAAUGGCGAGCUCUGGGUAUACAAUCGGGACUUCACCCAGUACAUUCCGGUGUCCCUGUAUGACAUCCAAACGUGGCUUUGCGGCCCAGGGCCGGCAUCCAGCAGCGCUAGUUCCUCUUCCGGGUCCGGAUCGUUGAAAGGCUCUUCGCAGGGCUCCGGUCUGGCGCCUGGCGGUGGCCCGGCCAUCUGCGUCUAUGACUGCCCGGCGGCUGGCUAUGCCCUGACCGCGUGGGAUAACUUCGCCGCGCAACGCGAGCGUGAGUGGGAGAACUGGCAGUCGCAGCAAUCCGCUUCCUCCUCCCUGCUUCCCCCGCCGAAUCUGCCGGUCCCCGUGCGCGAUAGCCUCCAACUGGCGGCCUGUGCCUUCAACGAGUUCCUCCCCACUCAUCCGGACUUGCCGGCCGAUCUGUUCACCAGUUGCUUGACCACUCCGGUGGAGAUGGCCGUUCGUUUCCAUGUCCUGCAAAGUGAAACCAGUUCGCCGAUUCGUGGCCGGCGCUGGCCCAUCGAUGUGGUCAACCGAAUCCCCGGCCGCCUCACCGAGCGCAAAACCCCCCUCGGCGAGCUGUCUUGGAUCUUGACCUCGAUCACCGACACCAUUGCCUGGACCACCUUCCCGCGGGUUCUCUACCAACGCCUGUACCGCCAGGACUUGCUCGUGGCAGCCCUCUUCCGGAAUUACCUGCUGGCUGAGCGCGUCAUGCGGGCGUACGGCUGCACGCCGAUGACCUCGCCAGCCCUGCCGCUGACCUUCCAGCAUCCGCUGUGGCGGUCGUGGGAUCUGGUGCUGGAUCAGCUCCUGUCACAGCUGAACCUGGCCCCCCCCUCGCCGAGCACCAGCCUGGUUUGCUCGUCCUCCUACUCGGCCAUUCCAAUUCCGCCGCACCUAUCUUCCGGGCCGGUGGCCACCAUCGACAAUUAUGUGCCGAGCGAUUUCUUCGCCAACCAACUGUCUGCCUUCGAGGUGUGGCUGUCGCUCGGCAGUGACCGACGCCGGCCUCCGGAGCAAUUGCCCAUCCUUCUGCAGGUCCUCCUGUCACCGGUGCAUCGGCUUCGGGCAUUGCAAUUGCUGGCGCAGUUCCUGGACGUCGGACCGUGGGCCAUCAACCUGGCCCUGUCGGUGGGCCUGUUCCCGUAUGUGAGCAAGCUUCUGCAGUCCUCGGUUCCGGCGGCCAUUCAGUCGGUCUUGAUGCACAUCUGGACCAAGCUCAUUGCCAUCGACAGUGCAUGCAAAUUGGACAUGCUUAAGGACAAUGUCUUCCGGCCCUUCCUGCUGGUCCUGUGUUCCGGGCCGUCGCCCUCUUCCGGGGCCACGGGCUCGGACUCCGGGCCACCUCGCACGCGCGAGCGCGUCGAGGCUGCCUUCGUCCUGGCCUCCGUGUCGCAUGACCACACAUCCGGCCAGCAGGCCCUCUUGCAGCUGGGCGUGGUUGCCAAUUGCCUGCAUCUGCUUGAUGAGCAGUGGUACUCUCGGCCGAUGCCGGUGAUCCGGUCCCGGCGUGCCUCCACCCCCGGGGCCGGGGGGCUGCUCGUGCCAGCGGGCCCAAGCUGGCCUGGCGCCGCUCGUGGGGGGACCUUGUCCACGCCGACGCCCUCGCCUCCGGGGUCGGCCGCAGCCGCGGCGGCGGCCGUCCUCGCCGUCAGCGGGGCCCCGGGGCUGCCGCUGCUGGCCGGGUCGCCAGUUUCCACGGACACAUAUGUCCGUGCUUCUGCCAGUGGCCCGGGCGUGUCGGGGCUGGGAAGCCCGAUGGCCACCGGCGGGCCGAUGUCCCUUGCCUCGGGACUUGGCUACUCGGGCUUCCCGGUGGUGGGGUUGCCCCCGGCCGGGGUCGCUGGCGGGGGGCUGCCUCCGGGCGGCGGCAUGCAUGAGCCGCCGGAUGUCUUCUCCACCGAGGGCCUCGGUGUGGGGUACUGCGAUGAGGACGAGUGGUGCAGCCAUGAUGCCGGGGCCGCGGACAACACGCGUUUCCGCCUCUGGCUGACCCUUUGCUUGGCGGAGAUUUGGCGCCGGCACCAGGCCGCCCAGUGGGCCGCCAUUCGGGACAAUGCCCAUGACAAGCUCAAGCGCCUGCUGUUGUAUAGCAGUCUCGGACCUGGGGCCGGUGGCUCCGGGGCCGGUGGGUACCACCGGGCGACGGUUGGCGGCGGCGCCGGUGGCCCUGGCGGCCUUGGUGGGGUUGGCCCCGGUCCGGGGGGUGCCCCGGCGCAUGGCCAUCCGCCGACCGUGCCGGCCGAGCCGUCGCCGACCGUGCGCGCCGCGGCUGCCUACGCUCUUGGGUGUUUGAUUUUGGGCCUCGAGCGGACGGACCAUGUUGCCCAGAUUGAGACCCAAGUGGCCACGGCCCUGCUGCCGGCGGCCUGCUACGACUCGAGCCCGGUCGUCCGCCGGGAGGUGGUCAUCGCCCUGAGCGUCUUCGUGGUGCAGAACGAGCGCACCAUGGUUUCUUCGGCCAAGGCAUCCCUCGACCAUCAGGCCAUCUGCUCGGCUGGCACUCUGGCGGCCCAGUCGGCGGUGUCCACCUCCGGGGGCAUCUACGCCAGCGUGUGGGAGCAACUGUUGAUUCUCAGUUGUGAUCCCUUCCCCGCGGUGGCGUACCUGGCCCAGGUGGUGGUGGACUUCAUCCUGACGAAAGCACGCAUCCCGCCGUCUGGCGGGUCGACGGGUGAUUUGACUUCCGCCGGCGCGUGGGAGCCCGGGCGCGGAUCGGUCACCGGUGGUGCGGCCGGGCGGGCGUCCAUCUCCGGCGGUGGCCCCGGCGGGGCCGCCGCCGCCGCCGCCGCCGCCGCCUCUGCCAGUGCUGCUUCUGGUGCUUCUGCCGCGGCCGGGGGGCCUGGUGCCGCCGUCGGGCCGUCGUCCGGCACCAGCCAGACUGGCUCUGGCGGGUCCUCCUCCGGCAGCAGCACCACCGGUUCUCGGCCCUCGUCGACCUUCGGUUUGAGCUCCACCAGCGCGGUGAUGCGUUUCAUGGGUCUCGGUGGCCGGACCCCAGCCGACCAAGGCGACCGGCCUUCGGGGUCCGGGUCCGGUGGGCGGCCCGGUCAUGCGGGGGCUUCCGGCUCCUCGGGCAUUUCCUCCGGGCCGGACGCCGGUUCCGGCGACCUGGGCACGCCGCAGGUGACCCAUCGCCGGCGGCUGGAGCACUCGCCGCUUCCUCUGACUUCACACUUUUUUGACUGGUGUUCCGAGAUGUUCACCACCGGGCCGGAGCGCCGCGACACCCGUAAGCCGAAUGGCCCGUCGGCGGUUGCGCUGCAAUGGCGUCGCCAGCGGCACCUGCGACUGUCGGUCACCCUGCGCGGGAUGUAUCCUCCACCGCCGGUGUGGAGUUUGCCCCCUGCGGCACGUGUGCCACGCCCUGUCGGGCCUUCUUCCGGGUCGCCCUCCUCGUUGGACCGCCUGUCGCUGCAGGGGAUGGCGCUGUCGGCAUCGGCCUCCACCGAGGCGCUUCACUCGACCGGGUCGCUGGAUUCCCCGGGACUCGGGUUUGGUUUGCCGGCGUCGGCCCCGGUGGCUGGCGGAUCGCCGGGGCUCGCCGGGUUGCCCCUGACCCCGGCCGGGGCGCCUCUACUUGGCAGUCCUCCCGGUGCGCGGGCUCUGCUUCUCCCGCCGCCGGUGAUCCUGCCCCCGGCGCACCCGACCGGCAUCUUUUCCGCUGGGUCGAGCUCUUCCGGCGGCGUGGGCGGCCCGGGCGGUGGUCCUGGCGACAAGGCCGGCUCGGGCGGCGGUCGGCCCUCGUCCACGGGCGACGGUGGCACGCUGCCCCGGCAGCGUAGGCGCGAUCGCCGGACCAGUGGCCCAUCUGGCGGUGGCCCAGGUGGCUCCGGUGGCCCGGGCGGGGAUGGCACCCUCGGGUCCGAGGAUGAGCGUUCCCGCUGGCGCCUCGAAGACCAAGUGGCCAUGCUGGACAACAACUCGGGCCUGCUGCCUGGGCACUCGUCCAAUGUUUACAACCUCUCUCACACCGGGGUGGCCACCUUGACGGCGGCCAUUUCCGGGCCGAUGUCCGACUCGAUGUCAUUCUCCAGCCCCGGCGCCCCGGGGACCGGGCAUCUGGCGCAUGGGUCGGCGCACGGCGGGCUGAAUGCUUCGUCCGGCGGUCCGAGCGGCUUUGUCAGUCAGCUCCUCUGGCACUCGGUGGAGUCGCAGCUGGUGGCGGCCGACGAGCAUGGAUGCAUCAGUGUCUGGGACAUGAACAGCAACACCAAGUCCAACCUGUUUGUCAACCACUCGUCCCUGGCGAUGCCACACUACUCCGGCCUGUCACGGCCGGUGCACAAUACGCAGCCUGUCUGCGAUGCCUUCGCCUCGCUGAUGCCGGCCUGUUUCAACCCCUCGUCAACCUCUCGGCGUCGAGUGACCGCGCUGAGCUUCAUGAAUGAGCUGGACGAUGCCAACACCCUGCUGAUGACCGGAUCUUCGGAUGGUGUUGUCAAGAUCUUUGCCGAUUACGCCAAUCCGCGCAAUGUCCGGUGUAUCUCGGCCUGGCGUGCGCUCAGCGACAUCUCGCCUCAUUCGAGCAAUAAUAAUUCCACCUCGGAUCUGGUCUUCGACUGGCAGCAAUCGACCGGACUGUUGAAUGUGGCCGGCAAUUCGUCAUCCAUCCGGGUAUGGGACGCCGCGCCGGCGUCGGCCGCGGCGGCAGCCUCGGCCCCUCCGCGCGUGGCGGCCUCCUCCAUCACUUCGGACCCGAAUCAGCCCCACUCGCUGGUGGUCGGCUUCGCCGAUGGCUCGGUGCGGAUAUUCGACCGGCGCUGUCCCUCACGGUCGGCGCUCAUCCGCGAGCUGGGCCGGGCGCACAAUGGCUACGUCGUCACCACCCAUGUGCCUCGGGUGUCCAACUGGGGCUUCGGCUCAGUGCACCAUCUGGUCACCGGCAGCAAUGACGGCAUUGUCAAUGUGUGGGACCUGCGAGUGGCCAAUGACGGCAUUGUCAAUGUGUGGGACCUGCGAGUGGCUGGCGGGGGCGGGCUGACCGCACUGACGGUGCACGACCGCGCGCCGCUGCUUGCCUGUGGCUACGAGCAGCAGUACAUCCAGGUCUUCACGCCGGACAGUCAGUCGGUGGGAUCCAUUCGGUACCACCUGGGCUUCCUUGGCCAGCGUCUGGCGCCGGUCAGUUGUCUGGCCUUCCACCCGGUGCACAUGACUUUGGCCGCCGGCUUCAUCGACUCCAUCAUCAGUGUCUACUCGCCGAGGACGUGA
Molecule: messenger RNA, 6126 nt
Organism: Fonticula alba
Lineage: Eukaryota; Rotosphaerida; Fonticulaceae
Exons: 12
Coding region: 328-6126 (1932 amino acids)
Biological process (GO): positive regulation of cell growth; regulation of autophagy; cellular response to starvation
Cellular component (GO): TORC1 complex; cytoplasm
Molecular function (GO): protein binding; protein-macromolecule adaptor activity
Source: RefSeq, a predicted model, not a curated record